This is a messenger RNA of Ceratotherium simum simum (southern white rhinoceros), 1570 nucleotides long. It is a transcript of the gene ADPRHL1, whose product is annotated as ADP-ribosylhydrolase like 1. The record is from RefSeq and is a predicted model, not a curated record. NCBI's taxonomy places the organism in Eukaryota, Metazoa, Chordata, Mammalia, Perissodactyla, Rhinocerotidae.
UCUCCAGAAGGCGCUGUGAGCUGCGGGGUCCAGAAAGGUCUUCUCAUUGGUGCCACCUGCAGAGUCAGAGCAGGAGUGCCUGGCCAUUCCAGGAAGCUCCCGACAGCAACACAAUGACCAAAAUAGAGGCCAGCAGGGCAGACUGAAGGCCGCCUCCGCCGCCCCGAGAGCGACAGAGGCUGGGCGCUCGGCAGCGGUGCGAGCGGGGGAGCCCUCCCGAGAUGGAGAGGUUUCAGGCUGCGAUGCUGCUGGCGAGUGUGGGGGAUGCUCUCGGCUGCAGAAACGCCUGUGGGGAGAGCAGUGCUUCAGGCUCGAAGAUCCAGGGGGAGCUGCAAAAAAUCGGGGGGCUGGACCACCUCGUGCUCUCACCCGAGAAGUGGCCGGUGAGCGACAACAGCGUCAUGCACGUGGCGACGGCCGGGGCCCUGACCACAGACUACUGGUGCCUGGACGACCUGUACCGGGAGAUGGUGAAGCGCUACGUGGAAGUCCUCGAGAAGCUCCCAGAACACCGGGCCGACCCAGCUACCGUGGAAGGCUGCUCGCAGCUGAAGCCGGAUAACUAUCUCCUCGCCUGGCACACGCCUUUCAACGAGAAGGGUUCAGGAUUUGGAGCUGCCACCAAGGCGAUGUGCAUCGGCAUGCGGUACUGGAAGCCAGAGCGGCUGGAGACCCUGAUCGAGGUCGGCAUCGAGUGCGGCAGGAUGACCCACAACCACCCCACAGGCUUCCUCGGGUCCCUGUGCACAGCCCUGUUUGCAUCUUACGCCAUACAAGGGAAGCCGCUCGAACAGUGGGGGAGGGACAUGAUGAGGACCAUCCCGCUCGCCGAAGAAUAUUGCAAGAAGACUAUCCGGCACCUGGCAGAGUACCAGGAGCACUGGUUUUACUUUGAAGCUAAGUGGCAGUUUUACUUGGAGGAGAGAAAAAUCAGCGAAGACACGGAAAGUAAAGCCACGUUUCCCGACCACUAUGACGCGGAGGAGAGGGAGAAGACCUACAGGAGAUGGAGCUCGGAGGGUCGAGGGGGACGGCGGGGCCACGAUGCCCCCAUGAUUGCGUAUGACGCGCUCUUAGGAGCCGGGAAGAACUGGACAGAGCUCUGCCACCGGGCCAUGUUUCACGGAGGUGAGAGUGGGGCCACGGGGACCAUCGCGGGCUGCCUGUUUGGACUGCUGCACGGCCUGGAUACCGUUCCCGCGGGCCUGUACCAAGGCCUGGAGCAGGAGGAGCUGAGACGCCUGGGCACAGCCCUCUACCGCCUGUCCACGGAGGAGAAGUAAAGCCCUCUACCAUCCCCUCCUGGGAGCCGAUUCCGGCUCUGGGUGCCCAGGGGUGUCCACAGGCAACGCAAGCGCAGCUCCCAGCUCGCCAAGAACCCCGCCUAACCGGCCACAUCACACCUUAACCCUCCCUCCCAAUCUCAGAACCCUAUUGCUGCAUAAAAUACAUUGUUUGUCCUACGGGAGUAUUUUUCCUAUCCCAGCCCAAACUGAGUGCGUUAUUGACGCCACGUUGGAUUUGCUGCCCUCAAACCUGCAAAUACAGUGGUCACAAGUUGCCUCUUGGA